AAUCUUCUCUCCAUUUACCGGCACCGAAGGAUGUGAUGGUUUAUUCCUAUAACUUCCAUAGUUCACUGAGGUGGUCUCCUGUUAAAGUGGAUAGAGGCUUGGUGUUAUAUACAGUCCAUUUCAAAACAGAGGCCCUUAAGCAGUGGGAUGAGAUGAACUGCACCCGCAUCGCCCAGACUGAAUGCCCUUUCCCCUGGUCGCUGAAGGAGCGCCGCUGGACUCUGGUUUUGCGCGUGAGGGCUGAGCGAGGGCAAGUGACUUCUGACUGGGUGGAAACAGACCCGUUUGUGGCAGAGAGAAACACUACUAUAGGCCCCCCUAAAUUGAACAGUGUGACUGCAAGGUCUGACUCACUUCUCAUUAGCGUCACACCCCCUUUUGCAUCAGAAGCAGGUGACUUUCUUCAGUAUCACGUGUCCUACUGGGAGAAUGCAACAACUACUACUAAGAAAGAGACACAAACAAGCAAUACACUAUUCAAAAUCGGAGAUCUAAAGGAAAUGACACUUUAUUGUUUUAGUAUUCAAGUAGAAUUGAUGACACAUUCACAUCCCCACUUACUUGGACUUCAAAGUGCCCCGGAGUGUCACACAACUAUAAUCAGUGAGGCAACCAGAGCUGGAUAUAUUAUACUAGUAUUUCUGUUGGUGUUACUUCUUGUAGCAGUGGGUUUGAGUCUUCUGUGGAGACACCACAAAACAAUUAAAUACUGGUUUCAGCCACCUUUAGAGAUCCCAUCACACUUUGAAGAGUAUUUGAAGGACCCCAACAUGCCUGUUUUGGAGGUGUUGGACAAUUAUGCUGAGGAUGAUCCUCAUGAUUCCUUAUCUGUUGUAUUGUGUGGAGAAGGAAGCCAAGCCUGUGGCAGCAGUUUGGAUGGUCAGGCUCAUUCACACAGCAUCUCUGGUGAGAGUGAAGUAACUUAA
Molecule: messenger RNA, 926 nt
Organism: Antrostomus carolinensis (chuck-will's-widow)
Lineage: Eukaryota; Metazoa; Chordata; Aves; Caprimulgiformes; Caprimulgidae
Gene: IFNGR2
Product: interferon gamma receptor 2
Exons: 6
Biological process (GO): cytokine-mediated signaling pathway
Cellular component (GO): plasma membrane
Molecular function (GO): protein binding; cytokine receptor activity
Source: RefSeq, a predicted model, not a curated record